AUUUUAACAUAUUAAUCAAAUAUCCAUUUACCGUUGUGCGGUACACGAAUUCGAUUUAGACAUUUCACUCCCCUCGUUGCUGUCACUAGCGUCAAACGGUAAAUGCUAUCUUAUCAUUUCUUAUCUCGACAGUUGUGCAAAGAAACGGUAAACCGAAUCGUAUCGUACUGUAAAUUGAACAGUUUCGAAGUUCAAUGUAAGAAGGAAAGGUUAAACAAUAGUUAGUUUCAGUGUUUAAUUGAAAACAAUUAAAAGUUUAAAAGAUAUUGUGCAGUGUGUGAACAAUGGGAAGCAUUUUUUCCAAAAAUAAACAACCUAAAGGUGAAAAAAAGAAAUCGUCCAUAAGGGGGCCGGAAAUGGAUUCCAACGGGUACAUCACGAAAAGUUCGUCCGUAAAAAUGACGAAACAAAUACAGAUAUCGCAAACGGUACAUACUACUAGAACUUCAACAAAUUCUAUUACCUCGGAAACGAUCAGAUCUUCCGGUACGGGAAUCAGACCGAUAAUGCCUUCGCCUUCAUAUACACCCGUUUACAAGCGACCUUCACUUAUCGUAUCGGCCGAUGCGUCUGUUGUGCGAAGUCCGAGUAAUACUCAACACAAAGAAAUUAGUAGGCCAGCAAUUUUACCAGCUAAAACUACCACCUAUCCUCCUGCAAGGCACGGUAAUGUGUACGACCUGUCAAAAAAAGCGUAUGUGCUUGUGUUUCAUCAUUACAAAUUCGAGAAAAGUCAACAUAACAGAGACGGUAGCUUGAAAGACAUGGAGAAAAUCAAAAAGAUCUUGCAAAAUUAUCGUUGCGACAGUCUUGAUAUUAAUGAAAACUAUACUUUACGCAAAGUGCAAAAGAAAAUGGAAGAGAUAUCAAACCAAGACUUUACGAAAUACAGCUGCCUGAUUGUUUUCAUCAUGAGUCACGGUGGUGUGAACGAUACAAUCAUGGCACAUGAUGGAUAUAUGUACUCAUUUCAUACCGAUAUUGUGGAGCAUUGCACCUCAAACCGUACGCUGAACGAUAAACCGAAAAUAUUCGUCCUGCAGGCUUGCCGAGGAGAUGCAAAGAUCGUCACUGAUGCAACGCGCUCAAUGAGUCACAAGAUCGACAUAGUUGCCUUUCAAAGCUCGUACCAUGGAGCUGUAUCAUACCGUCACACAGAUGAAGGAAGCUUCUUUAUGCAAGCCUUUUUGCGCUUGUUGGAUGAAAACAAUCAGCAAAGUAUUAUCAACAUUAACACUUUACUCAACAGAGAGUUUCAUGCGAAGGGCAUUCUACAAACACCAACACUUAUGACAACGCUGCAGAAAGAACUAAUAUUUGGUAAAUUGCAUCGAAAGCCUUAGUUCAAAUCUCUUCAUCAAAGAUCGCACAUGGAAAGUACAAUACCCUGCGUGGUAAACAAACAACAAAGCGUCAGCUAAACAAAGAAAUGAUAUCAUACAGGCAAAAGCAUUAUGUCGAUAACUUUGCUUUGUUGCAAGUUGCAUAAGUACGGAGGUUAUUGCUACUGACAACGAACAAAAGAUGCAAGCAACGGUUAACUCAACACGUUAUCAAAACUCUUUGCUUUAUCAAACAUUAUUGAGAUUAUACAAUGAAAUCCACAACGCAACAGAAAGACAAGGAAUCCGAUAACAUCUAAGUAGUGGAGAUUGCCUUGAAGUCAUAAUAUAGCGAUAGAAGUUUUCUUAUGAAUGUGAUGUGGGAUAAGAAAAAUAACAGAUACAAUGUACAUAACAAUAAAACAGAAUAAAUGUCAAUUAGUAAAAAUUA
Messenger RNA from Anopheles funestus (African malaria mosquito), 1773 nucleotides. Its product is annotated as caspase-3-like. Lineage: Eukaryota; Metazoa; Arthropoda; Insecta; Diptera; Culicidae. The record is from RefSeq and is a predicted model, not a curated record. Gene Ontology annotation, biological process: proteolysis. Gene Ontology annotation, molecular function: cysteine-type endopeptidase activity. The coding region runs from base 285 to 1343 and encodes 352 amino acids. The transcript has 6 exons.